Molecule: messenger RNA, 2548 nt
Organism: Rhea pennata
Lineage: Eukaryota; Metazoa; Chordata; Aves; Rheiformes; Rheidae
Gene: UROC1
Product: urocanate hydratase 1
Exons: 20
Coding region: 1-2031 (676 amino acids)
Biological process (GO): L-histidine catabolic process
Molecular function (GO): urocanate hydratase activity
Source: RefSeq, a predicted model, not a curated record
AUGACCAGCCUGAAGGAAAUCUGCCGCGGCCUUCCUCUACACCCUCUGCCCGAAAACCGAGGUCAGAGGAAAGGAGUACCCCAUGCACCUGUGAGAACCCCUAAUCUCACUGCUCAGGAGAAAAAGCUGGCUUUGCAGAAUGCCUUGCGUUAUUUCCCACCUGAAAUACAAAAGUUACUGGCACUGGAAUUUGCCGAAGAACUCAGGCUGUAUGGACAUAUAUAUAUGUACAGAUUCUGUCCAGAUAUUGAGAUGAGAGCAUACCCCAUAGAAGAAUAUCCCUGCAAGACCAAAUCAGCUGCUGCUAUUAUGCUGAUGAUCAUGAAUAAUCUGGAUUCCUCAGUGGCUCAGUUCCCCCAGGAGCUAGUCACUUACGGAGGAAAUGGGCAGGUCUUCAGCAACUGGGCGCAGUUCUGGUUGGUCAUGCACUAUUUGUCAGAGAUGACUGAAGAGCAAACACUAGUAAUGUACAGCGGACAUCCUCUGGGACUCUUUCCCAGCCAUCAGCAUGCUCCUCGAUUAAUCAUUACUAAUGGUAUGGUUAUUCCCAACUAUUCUACCAGAGACGAAUAUGAGAAGAUGUUUGCUUUGGGAGUAACAAUGUAUGGUCAGAUGACUGCAGGGAGCUACUGCUAUAUUGGGCCUCAGGGGAUAGUCCAUGGGACUGUGCUCACAGUGCUGAAUGCAGGCCGUCGCUAUUUGGAAGCGGAAGAUCUGUCUGGAAAGGUGUUUGUUACCUCUGGUCUUGGAGGAAUGAGCGGGGCUCAAGCGAAGGCUGCAGUCAUUGCUGGCUGUGUGGGGAUCAUCGCAGAGGUUGAUGAAGCAGCUCUUUUGAAACGUUACAAGCAAGGAUGGCUGAUGGAAAUCUCUGAUAACCUGGACCACUGCAUUACUCGCCUCAGAGAUGCAAGAAAGAAUAAAAUCGCCCUUAGUUUGGGUUACCACGGGAAUGUGGUAGAUUUGUGGGAGAGACUUGUGUAUGAGCUAGACACAACUGGAGAGCUGCUAGUCGAUCUGGGAUCUGACCAAACUUCGUGUCAUAACCCAUUCAGUGGUGGAUACUAUCCAGUUCAACUCAGCUUUGAAGAAGCAAAGCAGCUCCUGUCCACCAGUCCAGGGAAGUUCCGCACCCUGGUGCAAGAGAGUUUGAGGAGACAAGUGGCUGCUAUUAAUAGACUAGCUGAUAAAGGCAUGUUUUUCUGGGAUUAUGGCAACGCUUUUCUCUUGGAAGCUCAAAGGGCUGGUGCUGAUGUUGAAAAAAGAGGAGCCAGUAAAACAGAAUUCCGAUAUCCUUCCUAUGUUCAGCACAUCAUGGGGGACAUUUUUUCCCUGGGAUUUGGGCCAUUUCGCUGGGUUUGCACCUCAGGUGACCCACAGGAUCUUGCUACCACUGACUCAAUCGCCAUGUCUGUGCUGGAGGACUCCAUACGUAGGGGAGUGAGCGCAUCUGUGAAGCAGCAGUACCAUGACAACAUCCGCUGGAUUCGGGAAGCUGGCAGGCACAGCUUGGUUGUUGGCUCUCAAGCUAGAAUCUUAUAUUCUGAUCAGAGGGGUCGUGUGUCUAUAGCCGUGGCUAUUAAUCAAGCGAUUUCUGAAGGAAAGAUUAAGGCUCCAGUAGUCCUCAGCCGAGAUCACCAUGAUGUGAGUGGGACCGACAGUCCUUACAGAGAAACGUCAAAUGUUUAUGAUGGAUCUGCCUUCUGCGCAGACAUGGCAGUACAAAACUUUGUAGGAGACGCAUUCAGAGGAGCUACCUGGGUCGCCUUGCACAAUGGUGGUGGUGUUGGCUGGGGUGAAGUGAUCAAUGGGGGCUUUGGCCUUGUUUUGGAUGGGUCCACAGAGGCUGAAGAACGAGCUAAGAUGAUGCUCAGCUGGGAUGUUUCCAAUGGAGUUGCCAGACGCUGCUGGUCAGGUAAUGACUACGCUUAUGAGACAAUCUGCCAAGCAAUGAAAGAGAAUGUCACAUUGAAGGUGACUCUCCCGCACAAGGUGGCAGAUGAGAGCAUCUUGGAGCAAGCCUUGCAAUGUUAAUGAUAUUCCAAAUGCAAUGUUGUCCUUGCAGAUGCACUCUGAAGUUGCUUCCUUGAUACCCUUCUUUGCUUUCUGGCUAAGUGAUAAAACUCUUGCACAUGUCUCUUCUAGGGGAGUUUCUUUCCCCCGCCCCAGCCCUUCCUUUAACUCAUAAGGGGUCAGACCUGAAUCUAUGUAUGUGACAGGUCCACUGAUGUCAGGAACAUAUUUGGAAUGAUAUUUGCAGUAAGAUACUAUUCAUUGUAAAGAAAGGAAUUGGAAGUUGGUUCCUGAUAAUUCAGCUUUAUAAAAAAAAUCCACUUAUUUUUGACAAUUCAGAAAUUAAGGAGACUUGGAUCUUGGCCGAUCAGUUGUAGAACUGGAAAUUGGAACUCUCCAUUCUAAUUUGGAGUCUGCUGCUAACAGCACAUAGCCAUGAAAUCCAAUACUCAGGGUGUGUGUGAAAAGACUUAUGGAAUUAUUCUUCAGAUGAUGGAGGGUGUACUGAUGUCACAUGUGCUAGACUGAAGCUUUUUUA